AUGGCACUCUUCGGGUUUGGGAACCCCAAGAGGGUUUCGAUAUCUCGGCGCGCCCUAGAAACCGUUCCUUCCCAAUCCCAGCCGGAUGCGUGGAACGAUUGGCAAGGCUUGAACGAGCGAACACUCCCGAGAGAGGGCAUACAGGUGACACAUGCCACCUGUGAUCGAGAUCUUCGGUUUCGUGUUAAGCCUUGGAAAGCGAUGGCUCUCGGAUGGAAUUCAUUCACUAGAGGGAGGAAAUCAGUUGGUCAGGCAAGGCGGAGGAGAUGUCAACAUCGUAUCGUUUUGCAAGAUUAG
Neurospora tetrasperma FGSC 2508 is the source of this 297-nucleotide messenger RNA. RefSeq lists its product as uncharacterized. Bases 1 to 297 code for a protein of 98 amino acids. The transcript is spliced from 2 exons. The record is from RefSeq and is a predicted model, not a curated record. NCBI's taxonomy places the organism in Eukaryota, Fungi, Ascomycota, Sordariomycetes, Sordariales, Sordariaceae.